Molecule: messenger RNA, 3026 nt
Organism: Daphnia magna
Lineage: Eukaryota; Metazoa; Arthropoda; Branchiopoda; Diplostraca; Daphniidae
Exons: 4
Coding region: 218-2605 (795 amino acids)
Biological process (GO): protein localization to ciliary inversin compartment
Cellular component (GO): ciliary inversin compartment
Molecular function (GO): protein binding
Source: RefSeq, a predicted model, not a curated record
UCAUACUGAAAAGAAGGAAAAACAGCCAAGUUGAUAAACAAACAAACAAAUAACUGUCAAAUCUCCGAGAUCACCUUUGAACGUCACUAGUCGUCAGAUCUCUUGUUUGUUAUCACUUUGGAGAGUGAUUGCAAGAGACCUGAUUCACCUUCAAAAAAGUUGAUUAGCCAAGCAGUCGUCUAGGACGACUGAAACCACACUGGCAUUCUGUCCCUGUAUGGCCACCGCGGAUGACGACCAUCCUUUGAGGCCGCCUCGUUGGUACAAGGAAUUUAGGCGAUCGGUGCGCCGCAAUGAGGAAGAGGCGGUCCAACAAUGGCGGACUGUGCUGGACCAAGAGAAAAGAAUCGAAGUUGUUUGGACGGCUGCAAAAAGUAUCCAUUUGGAUGUGCUCGAGUGGUCGCUGCUAAAAGAGAACGGACGAACCGGAAGACGCUGGAUCGACGCCAACGAUUUGCGGGACGAAUCGGGACUGUGUCUCCUUCACGACAUUGGCUCCAAUGUGUACGCCACGGUCCACAAAAUGUUGGCCGCCUUUCAGUUGCUGGUGCAGCGAGUCGGAUGCAGAGUCGACGUCCAGGAUCCAGACGGAAGGACCGUGCUCCAUUGCGUUUGCGGAUCUCACGUCAAACGCAAUCGACGCGGACGGCAAGUUUACAUUCGACUUUUGAAGCUGCUUGUGGACGCGGGAGCCGAUGUCAAUGUCCAGUUCCAGGGAAUCACGCCUCUUCAUUUGCUGCACGAAUCGCCCUGGGCCAUGAGAUAUUUGCUGUUGAACACCGCCGCCCUUGCCGAUGUUCAAGACAAUUUCCUGCGCACACCCCUUCUGUGGAGUUUGCGCAAUCCUCACCUGCCAGUCGUCCGGCGCAUUCCCGUUUCCAUCUUCCGUGGACGGAUGAGCUUCACGCAGUCCGAUUACAUGGGCCAUUCUCUCAUCCACUACGCCGUUCUGCGGGCCCAAUCCGAUAAACUGGAGGACACGGUCAGGCUGAUCGCGCGGCUCGUCGACGCCGGCGCCGACGUCAAUCACCAAAAUCGCCGUCUCCGCACGCCCAUUUUUUUCCUCGUUCACAAACCGGACAUGCGACAACUGGCCAAAUCGUUGAUCCAGCGGUUCAAUGCCGACGUUAACCUGGUCGACGCCGAUGGUUUCACCGUCGUCCACAUCGCGGCCAUCCUGGGCAGACUGGACUACGUCACCUUGUUCUUGCCCUACCUGAAGAGCAACGUGAGGACCAUCAACGGCGAAACGGUGCGCAGCUGCCUGGAACAGUAUUGCGAUCCGUCCACUGUGACCCAAGAGGUCGAGAAUCUCCUGGCGGCGAUGGAAAGGAAGGGCGAACGCAAAGCCUUGCGCGUCUAUGCCGAACCGUACACAGUUUGGGAGUACGUCCACCAACUCGAUCGCUUCCGGGAUCUUUUGUCCCUUUACAUUGUCGACACUUUCUUCCGAUACCGAGGAGGCCGGUCCUUGUUUAGCGACUUUUUCCAUCACAUUAGUCACAGCACAGCCAUUAAACGAAGAGCCAGUGAUUUUUUGAACCGCAUUUCUCAAUGGAACGGAUCGUCCAAAGCGCUCCAGGACAUUAUUGACCAAUAUUCGGUUGUCAUUCACGAAGAUCCAACUUCGUUGCGAGAUCGGCCGGCGAAAAAUGCGGACGAACCGUCGCAAAUCGCCCGCGCCGUUCGGCAAACGGUUCAAAAACUAAUGGAGCAAGUGCGGAUCAAAGAUGCCCAGAGCACCAAAUUCGGAUGGGAAUUGGAUGUGCUGCCGGUGGGAAGCGCCGCGGACGGCAGUAAAAUCCUGCUACCCGAUGAAUACGAUUUCCUUGUCGUCUUUCGUCGUUUCCCGGCCAAAAACAAACUGAUGUUUGUCGGUGAAGAUUACGUCGCUCACGUCGAGCAAUUUCGACUCUUUUUGGUCCUUUGCAUGCAAGACAUGGAUGCGAAAUCACCUGACGAGCUUGGCUUCCAGUUUGUCGACUGCGAACUGCGCCGCGUUUGCCUCAACAUCCGGAUGACGUGGUGGGGUUCGUCCCGCAACAGCCCCUUCCGUGGCUUGGCCAUCAGCGUCGAUUUGACGCCCGUUUUCCAUUUCAUCGGAUGGGAAAAUCAAAGCGGAUUCCGACCCCUACGUCCCCUGGAGUCGUUGCCAGAUUGGUUUCAACGCGACCAAAUUGUCGAACAUUUUCGUCCGCUACACAAUUGCGUCACAGUUCCACCGUGCGCUGCCACGAUGGAGGCCCGUUGCCUAAGUCAUUCGUCUCACCGGCUCUUCCAGUAUUGCCUGCGACUCUUGAAACUUAUUGUCCAAAGCGAUUACAUCGUCCAGGAUGCAGCCACACCGAAUUCGCAUUUCCUGAAAUUGACGCUUCUCAAUUACAUUCAAGAGCAAGGCCCGCCCGUACAAUUUCACGAUGUGGCACGCUAUGUGGCCGGAAUCUGCCGGAAGCUGAGAGAAACCGACUGGCGUUGGGAAAUUGGCUAUUUUGUCGCCGAUGCCAGAAUGGCUUCUCCCGUCAUUUCUCUCAAAGUUGAACUCUUGUCUGUUUUGAAUCGGGCCCACUGUUCUCCAUUCUCAUUUCAUGAUUGCCCUUUGCUCUAGCUCAUCCCCCGCCAAUCACUGUUUACAGUUCGACGGAUAAUUUGUUUUGUACGCUUGUCCCCUCUUCUUAUUUCUUCUGUCUUGUGGUAGUAUUUAUUUGGGUCUUUUUUAUAUAACUAUCUCUCUGACAUGUAUCGUCUUUCCAUUUCGAAAUCUAUUCGUUUCUAUAGUGCAAUUGCCGAAGCCAAAAUCCAAUUUACUGAUUAGUUAACCAGUUUUAUCCGGAUAAAACUCGUAAGCUAUCUGUCCAGUUUACUCUUUCGUCCUAAAAAGAUCACGCGCCGUUUAGAUUCAAAGUUGACAGCAACGCAAACUGCAAAUAAAGCUCUUGCUUUAUUCGGCCAUUAUCAACAUGGGCUAGUUCCUCUUUCUUGUGGCUUAACAUCAUCUAAUACAAAUACAACAAAUGCUUACAGAUAAA